GAGUUAAAGCAUAUGGAGCUUCAUCUCAUUCUCAUGUUUACCCUAUGUUUGCUUUAUUCCAGUAAUACUAAUGGAGCUUUACCAGAAGAGGAGUACUGGAAAUCCAAGUUACCAAACACUCCAUUACCAAAUGCUUUACAAGAACUUUUGCAGUCUGCUGAAAAUGCAGGAAAUAUAAGUAAAAUUGCAGAAGUAGUGCUUAUGAUGCCUCCAAAUAACGAUAGAGGAUCAUAUGAUGUUGGAUAUUGGAAUGCAUUGAACACGUCUCCCCGUAGUAAUAUUAUGCAAAAUGAAACUACUAUAUGGCUUUUAUACAACGAUCUCCGCCCUAAUAAAAAAAUGAAACUUAUUUUCACCAAAUCCAUAAAUGGAUCCAAAUUCCUACCUCGUAUAAUUGCUGAUUCGAUGCCCUUUUCGAGCAACAAGUCACAAGAAAUUUUUGAUCACUUCUCGAUAAAACCGACGUCGAAAGAAGCUCAGAUCAUAAAUCAAACAAUUGAAGGAUGCGAAGCACCAAGCAUUAGAGGAGAAGCCAAAUAUUGUGCUACUUCUCUCGAAUCACUAGUCGAUUUCGUCACCGCCAAUCUUGGAACGAAGGUUAGGGCAUUUUCGAACGAGGUAGAAGAAGAGAACAAGGAACAAGAUUAUACUAUUUUAAAUGGUAUAAAAAUGAUAGGAGACAAUCAAAUAGUGUGUCAUAAGGAGAUAUAUAAGUAUGUUAUAUAUUAUUGCCAUGCAAUUAAUGCCACAAGGGCUUAUAUGGUUCCAAUGGUGGCUAAUAAUGGUUCCAAAGUUAAAGCAAUUGUUGUUUGUCACUCUGAUACAUCACCUUGGAACCCUAAACAUUUUGCCUUUAAAGUUCUUAAUAUUAAGCCUGGAGGACCUCCGAUUUGUCAUUUCACUAAUACUGAUACAAUUGUUUGGGUUCCUAUAUAAUGUAUCUAAUUAAAAAUUUGCUGUAAUAGUA
Messenger RNA from Mercurialis annua (annual mercury), 967 nucleotides. RefSeq names its product BURP domain-containing protein 5-like. Lineage: Eukaryota; Viridiplantae; Streptophyta; Magnoliopsida; Malpighiales; Euphorbiaceae. Bases 13 to 936 code for a protein of 307 amino acids. The transcript has 3 exons. The record is from RefSeq and is a predicted model, not a curated record.